Nothoprocta perdicaria is the source of this 2785-nucleotide messenger RNA. RefSeq lists its product as uncharacterized. The transcript is spliced from 7 exons. The record is from RefSeq and is a predicted model, not a curated record. Bases 616 to 1311 code for a protein of 231 amino acids. NCBI's taxonomy places the organism in Eukaryota, Metazoa, Chordata, Aves, Tinamiformes, Tinamidae.
GUGUAUAUACUAAAUUUUGUAAUGCAAAUUUGCCCCCAAAGAAAACUUCACCUGGUAUUCACAGUGGCUGACUGGUGAUUUAUAAUCACAACAAUCACUUUUAUGAUACUGAACAGAUUGUGUUUUAGACAAUUGCGUCUUUCAUUUAUGUAUUAUAUUUUCUGGUAUAUGACUUCAAGUGCUAUUUUUCUGACAUUCCAGGUGAGCAAAGCAGCCCGUGCCAGACAUAAAAGGGUGUCUGAGACAAGCAGCAGAGUGAAAAAAUGAACACGGCUGAAAACUUGCUCCUCUUUGGCACCGCCCUGCCAGAAGUGAAAGUGAAAAUCCAGUUGCCUUUUAAAGAAGGGAAAACUGGCAGUGUUCCUUUUCUGCUCGGGAACCUCGACAGCUUCUGCGUCUGGCGUGCUGAGCUCUGAGAGGGCUGCAAAUACUUCAGCAACAGGAAAGUCUUCUACGGGAUGUGGAGUCUUCUGCUGCUGGGCGCACCUCCAGGGCGCACUUAACACUUCAUUGGGAAUACGUCACUGUUGAGAGGUGUGGCUGUAAGGAGAGCCUCGUGAGCCUGCCCAGGAGUUGUAGAGGACCCCAGCAGAGCCAAGCAGCCAGGACAGCCUGAUGGAUUCUCUUCCCUGCAUCGGUUUAUGUCUCCUGCUUGGGACCAUUUCAUCUCCCUUUCUAACUACUGCCUUGCUGACUGGUGACCCGGCUAAGAAGACUCCCCGUUCUUCUGUUGGCAGCACCAAAGUGACAGUCUACAACUGCAGGCGCUGUGGUCUCACUGUAUGCGAGUUAUCCAAUUUCAGUUGCUGUACUAUAAUCGGUGAAACACAAGACAAGACAUUUUCAAAUGAAGUCAUUCAACUGGUGACCAGUGAAGCACGUAUCACUAUGUGCUUUCAGCAAGCAGAUGCUUUUCCAGAAGGAAUUUAUGCCAUUAUCUGGGCCAAAGACGAGGGAAUAGGAGAGUCAUGUGGCAUGCUGAAAGCUGAAGCUUCUCCAGAGAACAGGCCAGAUGCUGUCGUUAUGGAGUGGAAGACUUGUUGUACCACAGAGAUUGAGCUCGCAGUGUCCAGCAGUCCCUUGAAUUGCUCAUCACUCCCCAUAUUUGCAGAUGAAAAUAGCAUCUAUUCUGCCUCGCCUUCCAUCAGCAGACAAGGCACCUCUGGCAUCACUGCCACGUUCACGGUUCUUGUGGUCUGUGCUGUAGCAGUAGCGGCAUUUUUUGUUCUGAAAAAACAAAAAUGUAAAGGUACAGUCUGCUGUAAAGGUGGAGCAGCAGCUCCUGAAAUGGAAAACAGCAACACUGUUUAAAAGCCAUCUGUAAACAAGAGGGGAAAAAAACCUUUAUACCAGGAGCAUGGUCUUCAUUGAUGAAUUGCAGCCCUCUGCUAAAGAUGCAGACAUUCAUUGUAUUCAAAAUCUCAUUGUAAUUUUUGCAAAUAUACUUCUAGUGCUUCCAUGCAUUCAGUGAGGACUGUGAUUGUUGCAGUUGAUUUCAGGCCCUCGUGAUCAAUGUGAGACUUCAUGGAAGACUGCACUCACCGUGAGCUGUGCAGCAGGCUCAGUAGAGAAGUCUUAAAUCAUCUGAAUCCUUUCAAAGAUUUUUGUGGUUCAAAUUAUCAGUUCAUCUGCAAUUCUUCAGAACAACCUAUCUCUAUGCAGGAAGGAUGUGUUGAACCCUGAGGGAGAUGGUUUGUGCAGAUCCUGUAUCACAACACAAUAACACUAACAUAGUCUUAAUCUUUUACUUGCCAAAUGAUAUUAAAUUUCCACAAGAAGAAAGUUUGUACAGGUGGCUGAGUGUAAUUCUUGCAAAGUGCUGUGACUUGUGAGUAAAUUUGCUACUAACAGCAGCUGCUCUGCACUUGGUCCUGUGUGUGGCACACAGGAGGAUCAUAUCCAGCUCCUGAGAAAAUGGCAUGAGGUUGUGGAGGCCGUUGUGCCCUCCUGGGCUUGACAAAUGUGUGUUGUCAAUCUUCGUGGCAAUGCAGAUCAUAAGGCUGGCAAUCUUCAUGCUGCUCCUUUUUAAUAGUAAUGCAGGCAAAUAAGAGAGGUAGCCGGGUUGAUAGACAUGCUCGCUGUUCCAGAGUCAGGAAAGAACACAGUAUUGCUGCAUCUGAAGACAGGUUUGGGUAUUCUAUGUGCAGACUCUGGCUAACAGAUCCAGUUCAGAGAUUAUGAUAUGGUAGUUUGGAGGCAGUAUGUGAUCUUCAGAGGAUUUCAUUCAUAUUUGAUUUGAAGGAAUCCUCAAAAGCUUUCGUUCUUCAUAAACUAGCAGAAUUUUGAGUAAGAAUGAGCAGCACCGCACUUGCAAAAUCAGAUCCAUGAAAUUGAGAUGCCAAACUUGUUUCAGCAUGACUCACCUAGCCAUAAAACUGUGACUGAAAUGUAGGGCAGGAAAUCUCAAAGAUUUGUGUGGGAUAUUGAGGCACUCCUAAACUUUGUCACAGUUAAAUGUAAAUUGAAAAGCCCAUCAUCAAAGAUGGGCAAAAACAUAUUUUUUAUUAAUUUUAAAAAUACAGAAAUCCUCUAUGCUUAAAGAUUGCUAUUUGUCAUUAUUUUUUACCAUGAGUGCUUUGCACUCUUGCUGGUUUAAGAUAAUCUUGAGUAUUUGGAGCAACUCAGUUCUGAAAUCUUAUGUCAUGGUGUUUUAAUAUGUUUAUUCAAUAAGACAAAGCUGAGAGUGCAAGGAUCGUGAGGCAGAAGAAAAGAGCUUUUAUGUCCUUGUACAGCUCCUUAGCCCAACUGUAGUUUCCUUUUUUCUUCAAAAAAAAGGAUUUUUUUU